CGCAGCAGCAGACGCGCGAUGGACAGCGAAACGCCGCCGCCGCCGCCGCCGCUGCCAGUGCUGCCCGUCGAGGAGCCUCCGCGCAUGGAUCCGCCUCAGGCGCCGGCCGUCGACGCAGAGAGCCCGCCGCCGCCACCGCCCGCCGACACGCCGCCACCGCUGCCUGUCCUGUCCCCAUCGCCGCCGACCUCCAACGGCGUCGGCAGCUCGCCGGACGUGGCGGGUCAUGUCUCGCGCAUGGAUGAUGGCAGCGCGUCGGCUGCUGCCAAUUACGACCCGUUGUCGUCGCUGCUGCCGUCGAAGCCGACGCAGAGCCCCGGUCAUGCGCCCAAGGUCGAUGCCAACCCGCCGACGAACGCGGCGCGCGGCUACAUGGGUCUCAUUGAGAACUACACCAUCAUCGACAAGGUCGGGUCGGGCACGUAUGGGGAAGUGUACAAGUGCCAGCACAAGAUCACCAAGGACAUUGUAGCGCUCAAGAAGCUGCGCCAAGAAGUCGAGAAGAAUGGGUUUCCGAUCACGUCGAUCCGCGAGAUGCGCAUCUUGAAGCAACUCAAGCACCCGAACAUUGUCGAGCUCAAGGAGAUCGUGUCCAAGCAAGAGGCGCCCAAGGACGGGAAGAAGCCGCCGCUGUACUUUGCCUUCGAGUACAUGGAGCACGACCUCUCGGGGCUCCUCAACCACGAGAAGGUGCCCCGCUUCACGCGCACACAGGUGCAGUGCUACAUGCGGCAGCUGCUCACGGGCGUCGCCUUCAUGCACGGCCACAAAAUUAUGCACCGCGACAUCAAGGCCUCGAACCUCCUCCUCAACAACGAGGGCAUGCUCAAGAUCGCCGACUUUGGCCUCUCGCGCUUCUGGAACGAAGUGAACGCCAAGGGCGGGCGGUACACGAACAAGGUCGUGACGCUGUGGUACCGCCCGCCCGAGCUGCUCAUGGGCUCGCAGUCGUACGACUACUCGAUCGACAUUUGGUCGGUCGGCUGCAUCUUCGCCGAGCUCCUCCUUGGGCGCGCGCCCAUGCAAGGCCGGAACGAGCUCGAGCAGCUGCAAUGCAUUUACGGCCUCGUGGGGGUGCCCACGAAGGACAACUGGCCCAACUACGACAAGCUCCCGAACGCCAACGUGUUUACCCCCGACGCCAAGCACGUACACCUGCUCUCCGAUCGCUUUAAAGAUCAUCCCCCGGCGACUGUCGACCUGCUCGCCAAGAUGCUGACGCUGGACCCAGCCAAGCGCAUCACAGCGCUCGACGCGCUGGACCACGACUACUUUUGGAAGGUGCCGACCUGCAAGCCCCGCGAGCUGCCCAAGUUUGUCGUCGCCUCGACGCACGAAUACCAGAGCAAGAAGCGCCAGCAGGAGGAAGCCAAGUACGACGCGCCGUCCAAGCGCCACCACGGAGCGAUGGCAACGGGCCGGUCGUCGUACGCGCAGCCCCCCGCGUCCCGGCGCCUGCACCAACCGCCGCCGCACGACCGUAGUACGUACGCGCGGUCGCACCACGGGCGCCGCCGGUCCAACUCGCGCGAGCGCUAGCCCAAGGAUGCGAGUAAAUAUAUAAUAAAUCAUCUUUCUCGU
This is a messenger RNA of Saprolegnia parasitica CBS 223.65, 1581 nucleotides long. RefSeq names its product CMGC/CDK/CRK7 protein kinase. The record is from RefSeq and is a predicted model, not a curated record. NCBI's taxonomy places the organism in Eukaryota, Oomycota, Saprolegniomycetes, Saprolegniales, Saprolegniaceae. Gene Ontology annotation, molecular function: RNA polymerase II CTD heptapeptide repeat kinase activity; ATP binding; cyclin-dependent protein serine/threonine kinase activity. The transcript is spliced from 7 exons. Bases 19 to 1539 code for a protein of 506 amino acids. Gene Ontology annotation, biological process: protein phosphorylation; positive regulation of transcription elongation by RNA polymerase II. Gene Ontology annotation, cellular component: nucleus; cyclin-dependent protein kinase holoenzyme complex.